Rhagoletis pomonella (apple maggot) is the source of this 5208-nucleotide messenger RNA. RefSeq lists its product as uncharacterized. Gene Ontology annotation, molecular function: nucleic acid binding. The record is from RefSeq and is a predicted model, not a curated record. NCBI's taxonomy places the organism in Eukaryota, Metazoa, Arthropoda, Insecta, Diptera, Tephritidae. Gene Ontology annotation, biological process: DNA integration.
AUGCCGAUGAAGCAUAGUCCACCGAGACGCAGCAGUCGCAUUCAGCAAGAAACAACGCGGGAAUUGUCUCAAAAACCUAGCGAUAUGAGUUCAACAGCUGCCAACGCCGCCGCAGCGCUAAUGACGAUGUCUGUUGCACCUGCCGCCGCACCCCCAGGAGCCACAUUAACGGCCGCCAUGACCACUACCAACGUCAUCCCUUCACCGGUAGCCUCAUUCUCAGCAGUUUCUGUCGGAACCACCACACCCCUGGUAAGUCAAUUUAUCGCCACCACAAAUGCCGACAAAGCCGCCGCAGCAUCGAUGGUUAUGCCUGCUGCCCAAACGACCACAACCCCAAUGACCACGCUUUCAACCAAUGUCGCCACACACUCAGGGUACAUGUCAGCUGCCCAUGCCGUCGCAGCCGGAACAACCAUAUCAGCCGCCAUACCUACUGCCCAUACGGCCGCAACCGUGUUCACUCCCCCAAACACCAUAAGCUCCGCCAUCUCGUCAGCUAUUGCCAUGCCCAUUGCGAGCAAUUCCGCAGUCACAUGCACCGAGCAUAUCACCGCUACGUCUCGGACUGCCAGUUCGGAAAACGGUAACAGCACCAUCUCCGCACAACAGGUGAGUCUCUUAUUUGAAAAAAUACAAGCAUUAGAAAACCAGCUUCGAGACGCACAAGUACAGCUGGUUAGUAACAACCAAUCUCGAUUGUUCGAUGAAAGCGCCCGUUAUAACGGGCAGUCCGUCGUGCCAACGAUUCCAAAUAGUCUUUACAAUCCCGCGCCUUAUAGUCAGUCAAAUAGCGAAAACGGUGUCCAAUCGUUGUCUUUGUCAGGUCUUUCGCCAGCACACAUAUACACAAUUGCUUCGCAGCCGGCAACAACAACACUGCCUAACCUUAAUGACGGUUGCCGGUCAAAUGUUGUUUUCAGUGCACUGCCAUGCCGACCGCCUUCAAUAGCAACGAGUGCAGAUUCGUUUGUAAACAGAAUACACACACCGCAAUCGCUAGUUACUGCUGGCAAUUAUCAAAUGCCGCGUAAAGUUCAAGACUUACCCGAAUUUAGUGGUCAUGCGGAGGACUGGCCAUUGUUUUCAAAUGCAUAUAUGCAAUCAACUGCCGCCUACGGUUACACCAACCUGGAAAAUAAUCAACGACUACUGAAAUGCAUAAAGGGAGAAGCCAGAGAAGUGGUGAAGUCAUUGUUGAUCCACCCGGAUAACGUAAACGCUGUCAUGGAGCAACUAAAAUUUCGAUUUGGUCGACCGGAGGGGUUGAUACGCAGCCAGCUUCGACAACUGAAAGAAAUAGGUCCGAUUUCUGAGUCAGCUAUUGAAAAGCUUAUUCCGUUCGCAACGAAGACUAAGAAUUUAUCUAUCUUUCUACAGUCGGUGGAUGGAUUUCAACAUCUUUCAAAUCCAACGCUUUUAGAAGAGUUGAUUAGCAAGCUGCCCAUUAGUAAAAGAAUGGAUUGGGCCAGAUAUGCCGCUACGAUCAAACCAUAUCCAACUGUUGUUGACUUUAGCAACUGGCUUGGCGAUUUAGCAAAUUUGGUUUGUACUCUGCAAGAUAGUGAUAGUCGUCGACGGGUAGUCCUUCAUGCGAUGGAAAACAAUUCCAGGGAAUCCCAACCCGCUGCCAGGUGUCCGAUUUGUAAAGGACAUCACAAAAUUAGUGUAUGCAAGAAAUUCGUAGAUUCCUGUGUGGCUGACAGGUGGGCUCAAACAAAGCAGAACCGGCUGUGGUUUUCGUGCCUGAGAAGCGGUCAUUCGUCACGCGAUUGCCGUAGUCGUACAUUGUGCAUGGUCGAUGGUUGUCAGCGCAAGCACAACAAACUUUUGCACGAGCCUAGCGGCGCCGCCAGUGCAACUGUCACACAACGACGAGAACAACAGUUGGUAGGUACCACCAACGUGAUGGAGUCAAUGCUAAGCUGCUCCUCAAAUUCAACUAAGCAACAAGGGCUCUUAUUUCGCGUCUUGCCAGUAACGUUAUAUGGGCCGCGUAACCGAGUUGAGACAUUCGCGAUGUUGGAUGAAGGAUCGUCCAUCACUAUGAUGGACCAGGGACUUCUGAAAAAGCUAGGUAUCGGUGGCCAUGAAUACGAUUUGAAUAUGCAAUGGUUUGGUAGAAGAACUGCCCAGGAAGCUGCCACGGUUGUUGAUCUGGAAAUCAGCGGUAAGGGCUUAACUAAACGUCACAGAUUGCGCCACGUUUAUGCUUUACCGAACCUUAAUCUGCCAGUACAAAGCCUCAGUAGCAGUGCCCUACGUGGAGUGGCAACUCGCGAUUUGCCCAACAUGCCUAUGCCUUUUUCCAACGUCACUCCAAAGAUACUCAUCGGGUUGGAUCAUUGUCAUUUAGGUUUACCAUCCGUAACAAUGCAGUUGGAAGAUCGAGGCCCGUAUGCAGCCAACACGGAGCUUGGUUGGGUGGUCUUCGGUCCGACCGGGAAGAGCGUUGCGUCAAACGCAGCAUGUCUACAUAUAAAGGAGGUAAGCCAUUUGCAUAGUUUGGUUGAAGAAUAUUUUGACAUCGACAGCUUUGGAGUGCGUUCUGCACCAGUCGUGAAGAGUGCUGCAGACGCACGUGCUGAGCGCAUACUAAAGCAAACAACGUUUCGUGUAAAGGGGAAAUUUCAAACAGGUCUCCUUUGGAAAACUGACUGCGUCAAACUGCCUGACAGUUACCGGAUGGCUGAGAGCAGAUUGUUGGGUAUUGAGCGUAAAUUUAAAAGGGACCAUACGUUCGCAGCAGCAUAUAAAGCCAUAAUACAGCACUAUAUUGCGAGAGGAUACGCGCGGAAGCUGACACCAGCUGAGAGCGAAACUGAAAACCCAAGACUAUGGUACCUGCCCCAUUUCGCGGUUGUUAACCCUAACAAGCCGUGGAAAUUGCGCCUUGUGUUUGAUGCUGCUGCAUCAGUCGGGGGUGCGUCACUUAAUGGAAGUUUGCUCAAAGGGCCGCAAGAGUAUCAGCCGAUGCCUUCAGUGCUCUUUAAUUUUCGUACCGGGCCAGUCGCCGUAUGUGGAGACAUAAUGGAGAUGUUCCACCAAAUUUACGUCCGGCCCGAAGAUAGAUGCUCGCAGAGGUUCCUGUGGAGAGAAGAUGAGAAGAAACCACCAGAGAUUUAUGAGAUGCAGGUUAUGACUUUCGGUGCUGCCUGCUCCCCGUGUGCGGCACAAUUCGUUAAGAUGUUAAACGCUCAGGAAUACGCAGACCGCUUCCCUCGCGCAGUGGAGUCUAUAGUGAAGUACCACUACGUUGAUGACUUUGUGGACAGCUUCGAGUCAGUCGAGCAGGCAGUCAGCAUAGCAAAGCAGGUGUCCAAAAUCCAUGAAGCAGCCGGAUUCCAAAUGCGUGGAUAUAUAUCCAAUUCAGUUACUGUAAUAAAAGCGCUUGGAACUGAUGUCGAUGCGAGAAGCAUUAGCAGCUGUUUUCACGCAAAGAAUCCUGCAGCUGAAAAGGUACUUGGAUUGUUUUGGCAACCUCAAGAUGAUACGUUUAGAUACGAGCUUAAAUUCCCACGACUGGAAGCUGAAGUCAUCAGUGGAAGCAGGCCACCAACGAAGCGAGAAGUACUUAGUUACGUUAUGUCCAUUUUUGAUCCAUGGGGAUUUUUAAGUCAUCUGGUAGUGGGAGCCAAGAUUAUAAUGCGUGAAGUUUGGCGACGCAAGAUCAUUUGGGAUGAGCCCCUGCCUGAUGAUAUUACUUCGGCUUGGAGGAACUGGCAGAGAGAAGUGCGGAGAGCAGCUGCGGUCAGAAUACAACGUUUUUACUUCAAGGAGGGUACGCCAAAGAGUUUGCAGCUGCACGUUUUCGUCGACGCAAGUGAGGAGGCCUUUGCCUCAGUGUGUUACUGGAGGCUUGAACUUCAAGCAGCGGUACUUGGAACACGUUUGUCACAAACAGUUCUCGAUGAGUAUCGGCUUGCAGUUUCCUCACGAAUUCUUUGGAGUGACUCAUCAACUGUAGUCAAUUGGAUAAACUCGAAGCAUCGAAAAUAUAAGCCAUAUGUGGCGCAUCGAAUAGCGGAGAUCCUUUCAACAACCGAGCCGACUGAUUGGAAGUGGCUGCCCACCAAAGAAAAUGUGGCCGAUAUUGCGACUCGCCGAACAAGCCAAAUAGAUGUUGAUCCAUCUUCGCGCUGGUUCUCUGGUCCAUCGUUUUUGUCAAUGCCAGUGGAGUCAUGGCCACGUGCCUCGGUCACUGCGAACAAUCAAAAUGACAGCGACGAAGAAAUUCGUUCAACUAGCGUUUUCCUAACGAAUACCUAUGUUUUAAUUGAUUUUAAUCGGUUUUCCUCGUACCCUAGGUUGAAAAGAACAACGGCUUGGAUGUUGAGGUUUAUUGAUCGUUCCCGACGUAUAAUAUCGAGUGGGGGUGACUACGGAUUGACCUCAAGCGAAGUCGAUGCGGCCGAAGCCUAUCUGUGUCGCCAAGCUCAGUCUGCAGUAUACGGUGUGGAAGUGAACCAACUAAAAGAUGGACAAAUGGUGUCAAAGGAAAGUCCAAUCUACAAUUUACUGCCGUACUUGGAUGCGAAAUCGGUCAUAAGGGUAGGUGGUAGGAUCCAAGCUGCCAGCUGGUUACCGCUCUCUGCUAUACACCCAAUUGUGUUGCCACCGAAGCACCGCGUCACUGUGUUGAUCGUCGCGCAUUACCACUGUAAAAUGAAGCACCAGAACAUAGAAGCAACAAUUGGAGAAAUAAGGCAAAAAUUUUGGGUCUUGAACUUGAGACAAGUCCUGCGGAGGGUUGUUAUUGGCUGCAUGAAAUGCAAAGUAUCGCGUUCCAAACCAGCUACGCCAAUUAUGGGUCCGCUCCCUCAGGAUCGAUUGACACCGUACGUCAGACCGUUCAGCUACACCGGGUUGGAUUACUUCGGCCCUCUGAAGGUCACUAUUGGUCGGCGCACAGAAAAGCGGUGGGUAGCUCUUUUCACCUGCCUUACGGUCCGCGCGAUACAUCUGGAAGUGGCUUAUGACUUGUCCACCGACGCCUGCAUCCUAGCAAUAAGGAACUUUAUUAAUCGACGAGGUGUCCCUGUGCGUUUACGGAGCGACAACGGUAAGAACUUCGUUGGCGCAGAUCAAGAGGCAAAGCGGUUUGACGAGGUGUUCGACUGCGAGCGUGUUAGCAAUGAACUGUCAUCAAAGGGUAUUAGGUGGAUUUUUAAUUGCCCCCAGAAUCCAUCGGAAGGCGGUAUAUGGGAG